Messenger RNA from Pangasianodon hypophthalmus (striped catfish), 7215 nucleotides. RefSeq names its product oxysterol binding protein-like 6 (gene osbpl6). NCBI's taxonomy places the organism in Eukaryota, Metazoa, Chordata, Actinopteri, Siluriformes, Pangasiidae. The record is from RefSeq and is a predicted model, not a curated record. The transcript has 23 exons. Gene Ontology annotation, molecular function: cholesterol binding. Bases 1653 to 4409 code for a protein of 918 amino acids. Gene Ontology annotation, cellular component: plasma membrane; perinuclear endoplasmic reticulum; intracellular membrane-bounded organelle.
GAUAAAUCUGUUUGCUUCUUGGGUGUUAUAUUGAAGGAGUAAAGUGAUGCAUAUCCAUGUGUUACUAAUUUGUCAUUGUUUAGUGAUUAUUUUCUAAACUAACAAGAAAAUUGCAAGGUAAAAAUUGUUUUAGGAGAAUUAUUACAGAUUCUUCAAAAAAAAAUUCAACAAUCUCUUAAAUUUGGCAAUGGGCAUAUUUAUUUGGCAGAUAAUCUAAACUCGGUCUAGAACAGAUAUGACUGUCAUGAUGAAAUUUGUGUUUUCAAUCUGUGCACUAAUAAUAUGUUAAAUAGUGUUACUACAGCACUAGUUGGGUUGAAAGCUCAUGUGAUCAGUGGGAUAGCAGCUAGAGUAGUGGACUGCUUUCUCGUGAAUCAACAGUAGGACCUGUUGCACUCCACCAGGUGGCAGAUAUUUUACACUGAGCAUAAUUAAAGCUGUCGUGUGACGUUUGAUAGAUGCGAUGUUUGUGCAGCUGUAAUGAGGUACAGCCCUGAAUAUGCCAACCGACACCUCCUAAAUUAGCCAUGAUGAGUUUUCAUUCAUCUAAUGAAAUCCGAUCUUUUAACGAUCAUCAUUAUGCUGAUUUUUGUAUUUUUUUUUUUUUUUUUAAACACAAGUGUCUGAGGUUAAUCACGUCAUGAUUAGCAUAGUAAAUGUGAAUACGGGCUGGUGCUUGUCUGUAAUAUAAUCCAGAACAAGACUGAUGGAAGUGUGUACCUGAAAAUGGACCUGAGUGCUGAUUUGCUGAAGUCAGGAAUAAAUAUACAGCCUAAAAGGUUAAAACGGAAAGAAAGCAGAUCCCGCAGAGUUUGAAUUGUUUUCCAGAGUAAGCCUUGAAUUUUAUCCAGGGAUGUAUUUUUGUUCCUGUGAUUCAUUAGGCUGUUUAUUAAAUUAUAAACUACCAAGUUAGGUUACGAUGCAUGCCAUUCAGACCGCCUUUUCCUCAGCAGCUUGCAGUUGAGCGCUGAGAUAAGCGUGUUGUUUUGCUCAGGCGUUAUGCGCAAUCACGAGCCGCUCCGGCUUUUGCGCAGAACCAGCUGUGCAUUCCUGCCCGACUUCCUCCAAAUCCCGCCUACCUGCGCUACGAUUGGUCAUUGCGAUGCUAGCUGCGCUACGAUUGGCUAGUAAUGAAUGAGUGUUCAUAGCUGUAGCUCAAAAUUGAAAUUAAACCAAUCCUAGCGCAGGAGGCGGGAUUUGUCAGAAUACGGAUGGGAAGAAAACAAAGCGGUCCAGUCCAGCUCUUAGUUUAGCCUCGGCCUCUGAAGUCAUCUUCUUUACUGCAGGGAGGAGCGUGCAGGAGCAUCUGUCUCUAGUGCGUUCAAAUUCAACCGUACACAGCACAUUGCUGACUUUAGCUAGGCUAUUUAUGGCUAAAAACCUUUUUGCUUAUAGCAAAAAUAACAAUGCACCUCAGAGGAGAUAAUCAAGGAAACAGUGAUAUCUAUCUGUCUAUUGAGUGCCUGUGAUUACAGCAUCCGGAACUGGCCGCAUCGGGUUUAUGCGCCAACAAGAUGGUCCAUUCAGCUAACGGUGAGAGGCUGUGAGUCUCCUUUGAGGCAGCUUUCUCUGGUCAUGUUGUUUGCCAGUGGUGAGAGCAGAACGUGAGGAGAGACAGACAGAGAGAGCGCACGAGGGUUGCUUUUGUCAUCAUGUCACACCACCAUUCGCGAGGUCACCAGGGUCGUGCUGCUAGUAUGGAGGAGAGGAGUGCCACGCCUGUCCAUAAGAGCUCCACCCCUACACACAAGAGCGCCUCCUCUUCCUCCUCCUCACAGAGAGACAGCAGACAGGAGGCAGACAGCUGGGAGAUCAUCGAGGGGUUGAAGAUUGGCCAGACGAACGUCCAGAGACCUGAUAAACAUGAGGGUUUUAUGCUGAAGAAGAGGAAAUGGCCAUUGAAGGGCUGGCACAAGAGAUUCUUUGUUCUGGAUAAUGGGAUCUUGAAGUACUCCAAAUCCCCUAUAGAUAUUCAGAAAGGAAAGCUGCAUGGUAGUAUAGAUGUCGGCCUGUCUGUCAUGUCCAUAAAGAAAAGAGCCCGACGCAUAGACCUGGAUACAGAGGAGCACAUUUACCAUCUCAAGGUGAAGUCUCCGGAUGUGUUUGAUGCCUGGGUGUGUAAGCUGCGUCACCAUCGUCUGUACAGACAGAAUGAGAUUGUGCGUUCUCCUCGUGAUGCCAGCUUACGCACCUUCCCUCCUCCUGCCAGCAUAGACUCACCUCAGACAACCCCCGCUUCUGCUCACGAACCGAAGCAGCAGGUAAAGCCCAGCUCUCUGCCCUGGCAGCCAUCUGUGCCCUGCACCACCAGCCUGCCACCGUCCUACAGCAAUGGUCAGAGCAAAGUGGCAGCGUGGCUACAGGAGUCAGAGGAGAUGGACAAGUGUGCCGAGGAGCUUGCCCACUGUCAGUCCAGUUUGAUGGAGCUGAGUCGGUUGCUGCAAAGUUUGGAGAUCUUACAGAGAACACAGUCAGCACCGAGCUUCACAGAUAUGCAGAGUAAUUGUGUAGAUUUAUCAAAGAAAGACAAGCGAGUCAGCAGAAGAUGGAGAACAAAAAGUGUCAGCAAAGAUACAAAAGUGCAACUGCAGGUACCUCUGAGCACAAGUAUGUCACCAAUGCGUCUUCAUGCCUCAAACCCGAAUCUAUGCGCAGAGCUAGUUGAUUACCAAACCCCAGUCACCCGCCUGACUGAUGGCAUUGAGUGUGCCAGUGAUUACAUCAAACUGCAGGAGGACUUCUGCAUCAUUGCUCAGAAAGUGCACUCACUGCUGAAGUCUGCCUUCAACACUGUUGCCAUUGAGAAGGAGAAGAUCAAGCAGGUGCUGUCAGAGCAGGAGCUGUCGAGCCAAUCAGCUCAGAUCAUGACCCUAAGACACUCUCUAUCACAGGCCCUGUCCCAGAACGCAGAGCUGAAGACUCGACUGAAUCGCAUCCACUCAGAGUCUGUGCUGUCAGAGCAGGUGGUCAGUGUUAACAUCAUCAGCAGUCCUGAAGAGGCAAGUGAACAGCUCCAUGUUGGGAUACCUCUCACUCAGCAGGCCUCCAAUGAGAGCAGACUCUCCAUGUCAGAAUCCGUCUCUGAGUUCUUUGACGCUCAGGAAGUGCUGCUUUCAGCCAGCUCAUCUGAGAACGAGGGCUCUGAUGAUGAGUCUUACGUCAGUGAUGUGAGUGAUAACAUUUCAGAGGACAAUGCCAGCGUUACAGAUAAUGUUUCCCGACAAAUUCCGAACGGAGAUGUGGCCGGGGGCGUGUUUCGAAAUGGAAGGCGUACAUGUCUGCCUGCUCCGUCUCCCGACAUCUCCAAUAUUAACCUGUGGAAUAUCCUGAGGAACAACAUCGGUAAAGACCUGUCCAAGGUGGCCAUGCCUGUGGAGCUGAAUGAGCCUCUUAACACUCUGCAGCAUAUGUGUGAGGAGCUGGAGUACACCGAGCUGUUGGACAAAGCAGCCGAGACUGAUGACCCCUACGAACGCAUGGCGCUGGUAGCUGCGUUUGCUGUCUCAGCAUACUCCUCCACAUACUACCGUGCAGGCAGCAAGCCCUUUAACCCUAUACUGGGAGAGACGUACGAAUGUAUUCGAGAAGACAAGGGCUUCUGCUUCUUCUCUGAACAGGUGAGCCACCACCCCCCAGUCUCUGCCUGCCACUGUGAGUCCAAAAACUUCACCUUCUGGCAAGAUGUCAGAUGGAAGAAUAAGUUCUGGGGGAAGUCUAUGGAAAUCCUCCCCAUUGGCACUGUCAACGUCAUGCUUCCCAGCUAUGGUGACCAUUAUGAGUGGAAUAAAGUGACCACAUGUGUGCACAACAUUCUGAGUGGUAGAAGGUGGAUCGAGCACUAUGGAGAGAUCACAAUCCGAAACACCAAGAGUAGUGCCUGCAUCUGCAAACUCACCUUCAUCAAGGGUAGCUACUGGAGUUCCAAUGUGAAUGAGGUACAGGGCUUUGUGAUGGAUCAAGAGGGGAAGGUGGUCCACAGGCUCUUUGGGAAAUGGCAUGAAGGUCUUUACUGUGGUGUACCACCCUCUGCUAAGUGUAUCUGGAGACCAGGCUCGAUGCCUACAGACUAUGAGCUCUACUACGGCUUUACCAGGUUUGCUAUUGAGCUGAAUGAGCUUUGUCCGGAGAUGAAGGAGCUGCUGCCACCUACAGAUGCUCGCUUUCGACCAGACCAGAGGUAUCUGGAGGAGGGGAAGGUAGAGUUAGCUGCAGCUGAGAAACAGAGGAUUGAGGAGCUUCAGCGGGCGAGGAGGAAGUGGCACGAAGAAAACAGCACCAAACACCAGCCACGCUUUUUUAAAAAAAUUGUAGACUCAAACCAGAGAGAGAGGUGGGUGUCCAAUAACACGUACUGGGAGCUGCGUAAGGAUCCUGGCUUCCUCAAGCUGGAAAACCCUCAACUGUGGUAGCAUCUAAAUGCUUGUACAAAACAUAUCACCAUUGCUACAGACUCCAGAAGCUUUACCUAUGCACAGUACGGCUUACAUUGAAGCGCAGCGGCACGGGACUUUACUGACGGCUGUCACACGUCUCCCGAGGGAUGGAUAAGGACACGCUGCCCCACCUCUCCGUAUCCACACUCUCUCUCACUGUAGUAACAUACAGAGACAGGGUCGUUGUCACAGCAACUGUCUGGGAGUUGUAGAUCUGUCCUGUUGAAGCCCGUCAGGCUUCCCGUUACGCCCUUGCCUUAACAAGCCGCUUCUUAAUAACCCAGUUUUAUGCUUUUAGUGAAAUCUGUUUGAUUUCUUCAAGUUUAGACCGGCAGUGUGAAUUUUAUCUCUUGGUUACAUAAACAGUAUCUACAGAAUAUCCUGCAUGUUUAGAUGGCAGCUUUCAUUGGCAUAUGCUAUACCGACUUGUUGACAUAUCAUUUGUAGUUUUGAAAUGUAAUGGUAUUUUUGUAAGCUGUCAGAGCUGAGAACCUCAUUGCCAGCGCAGGGACUGUACGUUUGUCCCAACAGCAGGGCACAUAUAGACCAGCCAGUUACUUUCAGCACCAUCUGCUAUCUUUCAACUCUUUAGUGACUAUGAAGUGGAAGUGACACUGGUUUAGUUUUCAAUCACAUUUUGUCAAGUUUCAUUAUAAAUGUAUUUGCUUAUACUUUUGAAAAUACCCUCAGACCAUUCUGAUCCUACUGAGAAUCCACAGCCUAAAUGGGAGGCCUAAAUAUGUUUAAAGACCCUAGAAACUUGGGGGCUCUGUGCAGAAACCCUGUCAGUGUCCCUGUUUCUAGCAUUUCUUACAGUAGAUUCAGCCAGAAGAUAUUUACCAGGUUGUAUACUUUACACACUAAUCACCUAAGAUUGCCCAUCAUUCCCCAGGCACACAUUUUUAGCAUAUUGUUUUAAGAAAAGCUCAUGUGGCUAUUUUAAGAUUUAAUUGUUUAGUUUUUACAGGAUUAAGGGUUUUAAAUGUUUAAUUUGGAGGAUUGUAAGAAUAUAAGUGGAAUAUAAGUGUGAAUUGUUCUUCCAUUUGCUGUGUGUGUGCCAGGUUCAGGACAUCCACAGUCUCUCAGUAAUAGCUGAUCUAUUACUACAUCAGUGACACCUAGUGGCCACCCAGUGCCACCCCUGAAAUUUGAAUUUUUCUUUCUUUCUUUCUUUCUUUCUUUCUUUCUUUUAAGAAUAAUAAGAAUAUAGAUUUAAGGUUUUGAAUUGAACUUUUGUCUCAAUCAGUGCAGUUAUAAAGUAGUAAAGAUGUUAAUGACUCUCUACUCUAACUCUAAGAUCCAUAAUAAACCUCAAACCCUUGUUUAGGAAGCCUGCUUAAGCAAAUGGCUUAUUGCUUACUUCAUGUUGUGGGCAGUGUUUAGAAUCAGUUUCUGCUUCCAACCAAAGACAAGUUUUUAUUUUUAAUGCAAAUUUCCCAGUGUUUAUUUUGAUGUGUGAAUGUUUCUGUUUUACCUAGAAGACCUGCACCCAUGAAACAAAUUUGCAGGUUAUGCUCCAUUGAUUUUAGCACUGCUUUGGAUAUUAUUUAUCAAUGUACAAUUUUCAACACACUGAUCACAGAACGAAAUUGUUGCAUUGGUCAUGUAUAGCUCAUUGGGUUUGACUGUGCCCAGUAUGAUGUUGACUGCAUUAGAUUUACAUGCUGUUCUUUCUGUUAAACAGAAGUCACAGGAGACAAUGUCAGGUGUUCAUUUUAACUAGUUAUAUAGAUUAUAGGCAGAAAAAAUCCUCGCUUUAGAAUAUUAUGUCACUAGAUUACCAAAAUUAUCAUGAUAGUUUAAACACAAUGUGUGUGUAAAAUGUAGAGUUGCAUAUCUCUAAACAGAAGCUCUCUCACUAACAGAAUCAUAUAUCAGUGUAUCAGUCCCACUUGCUGUGCCUUACUGCAUCUAUAUAAUACUAACACAGUACUGCACUACAGUUAUAAUGCGUGUUAAGUACUGAACACACACUGUAUACCGUAUACCAAUGCACCUUCUCCCUGAACUAACUCUGCAGUCUAUAACAGCAUUCAACAUUUUAUUUCUGCAUAAUCCGUAACUCUGCAUCCCUAAACCUGAGAAAAAACUAGCAUCGGUCUUUUAACUGGCUGCUGUGUCAAAACAAAGGCAAACCCGAUACAUUUUUAUGUGCAAUAUAUAUGCAAACCAUGCACCACUUAUGGUUUUACUGAAUCUGUCAGGCAACCUGAGGGACAUAUUCACUGUAGCAUACAGUGCAGUUAAAUGCUAUUGUUUUUUCCCUCUCUCGCAGUCACCAGCGUGAGGGACUGGAUAUUCAACCAGGAAUCUAAUCAUCUUUUAAUAACUAAAACAUUGAUUCUAGUAACAAAUAAUCCCAUGUACAAAUAUUUCAAUUUGAUAUUCUAGUCAAAUGUACAUGUACAUACAUGCAGUUAAAUAGAAGAAACAGCAACACAGCAGAAAAAGGAGACUAUAUCUCAUUCAGCCUUGAUUAUUGUUUUCUACCUGCAUGUGUACAUGACAUAGCCUGCCAAUGGACGUUGCUGAUGCCUUAUAAAGAUGUUUGGUUUCAGUAGCAGUUUGUUUGUUUUACAGAUUUAUUUAAUUGAUUUUCAUUAUAUCCAGUCCGGCAGCCUCCACACUACUGUAAGUGGUGUGUUCUGGCUGAAUAAAUCCAUUUUACAACGGGUCUCAUCUGACGAAGUGCAAUUGUAUAAAUGCAUAUUUCUCUUUCCAUGAUCACUGUACACCGCUGCUACCUAGUGCUUGUUCCAAUAUACAAACUGCUGGAAAUCAC